Molecule: messenger RNA, 1161 nt
Organism: Durusdinium trenchii
Lineage: Eukaryota; Dinophyceae; Suessiales; Symbiodiniaceae
Source: the annotation of a GenBank genome assembly
AUGGAUCUUUGUCGCGGCGGCGAGCUCUUUGAUAUGAUCAACGAGUAUGACCGCCUCUCUGAAGCUGACACCGCGGUCAUCGCCAAGCAGCUUCUAGGUGGCAUUGAUUACAUGCAUAGCAAGGGGGUGAUGCACCGUGACAUCAAAGCGGAGAACGUGCUGUUGACCGAAUGGUCUGCGACGGCGGUGGUCAAGAUCAUCGACUUCGGAAUCGCAGCCAAGUUUCAGCGGGGCGAGAUGUUCGAUAAGGUCUCAGGAUCACCUCAGUAUAUGGCUCCCGAAUUAGUGGGCCAACGAUACGACUAUCGGGUGGAUAUGUGGGCCUUUGGUAUUCUCAUGUACUUCACCUUGUAUGGCCGUUACCCCUUCGACGGCAACAACGUCCGAGAGAUUCUGCUUACCGUCCUCCAUGGCACCAUUGAAUGGGAGUCCGAUGCGCACAUCGAUGCGAAGACGGUGAGCUUCUUAAAGGGUUGCCUCCAACGAAAGCCUCGCAAACGCACCACCGCCAAGGCGGCCUUGAGCCAUCCUUGGAUCAUGUCCGCCCGCAAGCCCGACGCAGAGAAGCAUCGAGAGCCGACCGAGAUGAACAUCAGCCCAGACAUGCUCAAAGAACAAGGCCGUGGUAAUAGCAAGCCAACGGACGCCGUGCCUGUGGAGACAGGCAAAGACGGCGGCGGCGGCAGCACGGCCAAGCGGGCCAACCGACUGCAGGAAUCCAGUUCAUCCCGUCAGGACAUUGAUCCGCAGCUCGCGUCGGGGGGUCAGACGGAAGACCCGCAGAAGUCAGGAAGUCAGGGAGUGGAGUUCUUGCUGGAUGCCAAUCAGGCCUUGGAGUUCCAAGACAUGUAUUCCGACUGGAAGCGGCAGACCUCCACCGACUCCACUGCCUCCUCGGCUUCGCAGAUGGGUUACUACCCUGGUGGAUCCAUGGCGGAGGUGGCGGAAGAGGAUGAAGACGUCAAGAGGAUGAAGGCAGAGCUUGGUUCUGAAAUGGAUGAGGACGUUUCACCUCAAGCAGUAGGCAUUCCAUUGGUCCCGCCGCUCCGUAUUGGAGAAGGCACCUCGAGGGGCUCUGGCAACUUGAAUGCCAUGGCUAUGAAUCGGUCUAUCGUCCCCGUCAGUCCUGUGGCCUCGGGGCCUUUGGAUCCGGUGACCUGA